Caenorhabditis angaria is the source of this 6446-nucleotide messenger RNA. The record is from the annotation of a GenBank genome assembly. Lineage: Eukaryota; Metazoa; Nematoda; Chromadorea; Rhabditida; Rhabditidae.
AUGGAAUUGGAUAUGCAACUAUUAUUUUUUAUUUUCACAUUUUUUGCAUCCUUUAUUAAAGGAUCUGAAGUGAGUUGACUGAGUCAACUUGACUCUCAAAAAAAAAAUUAAGUUACGUUAAAUUGCUUAUUUUCAGAUAGUAUAUAUCGAUUAUGGUGCAGCUGUUUGGGGUGCGAAAGCGCCCGAUUAUGGUUUGGCUUCGGCAAACGAUGGGACCACCAUUUUUAUGAGAGGUGUUAUUUUUGUGGAUAACAAAACGGUAUUUUUUUUUUGAAAACUCUUUUUUUUAAACAAAAAAUUGUUUUUUCAGACAUCAUUUUAUGAAUAUGAUAUGACACGGGUUAAACUGAAUAUUAUGAAAAUGGUUGAUGAGGCGAAUAAAUAUUUGAAUCAAUUAAGUGUAGGUAUUAUUAUCACGGCAAUUUAUCAAACAAACCGAGGCGAUUUGAGUUUGCAGUCUUUUCAAGAGUAUCGAAAUGCGAGGUAAGAAAUACAUUUUGGUUUUGUUUUAAGGACAAUUUUGAAGUGGGCUUGAAUAAUUGAGCUUAAUAUGAUAAUAUGAGCAACACCUCCACAUGAAAAUUACUGAAUUAUAACUCCUUCAAUACAUUUUUUGCAACGACUUCAGGCUUCCCUGUCUCGUAUUUUCUCACUCCUGAUCCUUUUGAACUUUUCCUUUCAGAAAGUGCAAAUUUUUCCAGACUCAACAAACUGCCGGAGCAUGAAUUCGCAACACUGAUUUCUUAUAAAUAUGCAGGUGGUCUUGCAUAUGUUAAUGGAAUGUGUUCGAGUCAUUCGGUCUCACUUUCUGGGGUUAGUUUUUUUAAAAUCUUUCCAAAUAUGAGUUUUCUGCUCCGAGAAAUCAAAACAACACUUGAAAUAGUACUACUAUUAUUAAUAAUUACAAUUAUUAUACGAGCACUUAUGUCGCCCAAUAAAAUUGGCACAUGUUGAUGAAUGUGUGCGUAAUUUUGGGAAGCUUCUCCAUCUUUUUCCUACGUCCUCCAACCACAAAUUAGCUAUUCCCUCGAUGGAUAAUCGUCGUUUUGAAAAAGACGCAAUGGAAAAAGAUUCGGGCUAAUAAACGAUGAGGGGGGAAUGGAAAAGUGGAAGAUGGAGUGAAAUGUUACGUAAUUUGAGAAAACUAAAAUUUGAAAGAAGUUCAGCAGUAAUGAAAUUUGAAUGAAAUGAAAUGGAAUUUUGAAAUAUUGUGAGAUAUGUUGGAUUUCACAAUUGUAUAGUUUUCAAAACAUUUUAUCAUUAUCAAUAUUGAACUUUUCGAUCAAAUAAAUUAUUGAACUGAAAAACUAGCCAAAUAAUAACAAUAAAGCUUCUAUGUAUAGUCUGAGUGAUUGACACUCUUUAAAAAAAUGUCUGAAAUUUUUUCCUUUUACUUUUAAACUUCAACACAGAAUAAUAUUUCGUUCUUACUGGUGUACGGUUGUGGCACCGUUUUGGGCGACGUCGGCUCACCGAGAAGGGCUGAAUUUAUCUGAAAGCGUUGAACAAAAUGACGUAGCAGUUAACUCGAGAAAUUGUUUCAGUAGAAACUAUUUCUCUUCACAUAAUGCUCCGGAGAAGCAUAGAAAAAAAACUUGAGUGUCUUAUCAUCAUGAAAUUUGAAAAGAGAGGUCUACCGUUUUUUUUUCAUAAUCAAAUGGUGGAUUAAUUUGUUUAACAAUUUUGUUAUUUCGGAAAAAAAUGAAUGUUGAAAAAUUUAUGACUCAUCAAUUCAACUCAUAGGUUACCAUGCAUAAUGAUUAUCAAAUAUUUACGAUGGAUUAUUCAUAGAAAAAGUCAUGUACUGAUGAUUCAGAAAAUAAAAAAAAACAUUUUUCAGUUUUAUCCAAAUGAGCCACGAGCAAUGGGAUCAAUUUUCUUUCACGAAAUCGCGCAUCUUGUUGGUGUACCUCAUCGAGCUAUCAAUGAAUCAAUUUAUGUUCCAAAUUGUGCAUGUACUCCAAAAGAUGCAAAAGGCGAAGAAGGUUGUCUUCGAAUUCCUGGUUUUGAUCAUGAUUGUACAGUUCAACAAUUUGUCAAUGUUGUAUACAAAAAUAAAUGCUUACCACAAAAGGAGCCAAUCUUCGAUUCGUAAGUUUAAUUUAUUUUUCUUCAAGAAAAUGUUGUGUCUAACAACCUGGACUAGCCUAAAAUCAAACAUGCCUCACACAGAAAUAAGAAAAGUUGAAAGAUUGAGGGCGUAUUAUAUGUGUCAAUAAUGGCACAUACACAUUUUUGGUAAAUAAUAGCGAUUAAUAUAUUGCUUUGAUUUUAGAAGUGAGCCGGUUUGUGGGAACGGAGUUAUUGAAGAGGGUGAAGAUUGUGAUUGUGGUUUAGCGACUCGAUGUUCUGAUUUGAAUUGUCGACCACAUACUUGCCAAUAUCAAGUGCAUCCAUUCUUUUUGGUCAGUUAUUUUUAUGCAUUUUUAGGUUUCUUUUUUCUCAUCGUAAAAUUUAUGUAAAUAAAUAACCUUAUCAAAGGUUCAUUAUGGGAACGUAAAUAAGAAUUUUACUCUUGAGAAAAAAAUGUAUUUGUCAGUAAUAAAAUAGAAGCACAGUGGGUUAUAUACUUCACCAAAUAAUAACUGAAUUUUGUGAUAACCAGACCUCGAGUGUAAACGUUUUUGCUUGUUUUGCAGUAUGUAAUUACUACUCAAAAUCACAAAACCUCAAACUUUUCAAUUGAUUUUUCUGGUAGAUCACAAAUGCCUAAAUAUUUCGGUUACUCAAAAAAAAUGAGGGAAAUUAUUCCGCUAGAAUAAUGCACUCUUCUUUGUUUUUUUUCCCACAAGUCCAUUUUUCUCUUAUUGACAAUAUACAUGCCCAUCCCAUAUAAAGUCAAAUUUAUCUUACUAAAAAAAUCGUUGUCUUCUUCUUCUCAAAACAAUAGCCAAACCAAGGUUAUUUGGUAUCCGUAUAUACUAGUAAUUAAUCUUUAUCCCACUCGUUUUCCUGUUUUCUUUUUACCCAUUUCCUUUCCUUCGUAUUUUAUGUUUUCUCAAUUCUAUUAUUAAUAAUAAGGUAUUCCGGUGAUGAUUAUCUUUUUAUUGUCCGUAUUAUUUCCAUGUCCUCAUUUUUUCCAUCGAUUUUCCUCGUUUUUCACUAAAUUUGUUUGUUACUGGGUCAUUAAAAGCCAAGAUUCAAGAUGCAACAUUUUAUUAGGUUUUUCUCUUUAACAAUUCUCAUAAAUAAUAGUAAUUAAGCUCCCCAGGUGGUACACAACAAACUUUAGAUGUCCUCAAUAUCUUUUUUCCUCUUUAUAUAUAUUUUUUUCACAUUUCACUCAUUCUCUUUACGUUUCACCUUUCACCUUUUGUCUCGAAAAAAUUCAUCACAUCUCAUCGAGUCUCAUAUUUCUUCUAUUUUUUUUGUCUUUCUUCCUUCAUAGUUUUUGCUGUUUUUUCUCACAAUCGGUCAAUGUUGUUUUCAAAUACAACAAAUACUUGGGGUUUAGUCCGUGAUGAGAGAAAAAAUGAAGGAUGCAAAAAAAAAUUUGUUCGGUUGGGUUGUGAUGCGCCAAAAUUAUUGAGAGAAACAGCUGUUUGUCAUUUUACACCACAAGAACGUUUUUGAUUACUUUGCAGUUUUUGAAAACUGGUAGAGAUAUAUCUUGGUUUUUUUGCUCGAUUGUAAUGUCUUUCUGAUUUUUCAGACCAUCAAUCAAUCCAGAAAUUUUCUUGCACAUAGAAUUUUUUAUUUUAUUUUUGAUCUACCUAUUUUCUCUUUUUAAAAUGUUGAUAUUUUCCAGAUAUUCGCUAUCGUUUCGGUAAUCCUAUUUUUAAUUGGUGUCACAUUUUGGAUUGUCGGUCGAUAUACUUCGAAAAUGCUCAAUUGUUUCAAAAAAAUCAAAACAAAACACGACAAAAAUUCGAGUCCAUAUCACAACGGACAAAUUCAAAUAUUGGCAGCGAGCCCAUAUCAAAGCCGCAAAAUGUCACAUUCUUCCGGAACUGGUAGUAGCUCUAUUUUAGUGAGUACCGAUUCACGAUUUGCUACUAUUCAGCGACCAAAAAUGCCGCCACCUCCACCACCGUAUGUGUUUUCUAGUUUUCUAGUUUUUCAGUUUCUUCCGUGAAAAAAAUUUUAAAACAUUUAUUUUUAGACCAAAAACGACAAUUCAAGUGGUCAACAAUGGUGGAUUGAAUGAAACGACAAAAAUGUUUGGAUCAUAUAGAGAAAGUUUUUAUGAUGAUUUUUCAGGUUUGUUUUUUUGUUUGUUUUAGCGUGAUUUCAUUUGAAUUCUAUUUGCAGAUGAAGAAUUUGAUGAUAUGGAAACACCAUCUUCAUAUCCAUUACCAACGGGGGUUCCAACUUGUCCAGCAUAUCCACCGAAGGCUCCGAUUAAUAGAGUGACUGUGAGUGAAUUUGAAAAUUUUUGGGUAUUAGAAGCGGAAAUCUAGAAAGUUAACAAAAAACCUAAAAAAAAAAGAAAAACAGUGUUCCUUUUGUAGUCAAGUUUCAGAUUUUAUCAUUUAUAUUUUGAUUUGAUUUUUUUUACAUCUUGUCAUACAUGUUUCCUCGGAUUUAUUUAAAUUUCGAAGUGUUUAUACAAUCUGUCAUAUAUACAUUCUUACUAAAAGUUCAUUGCUAAAGUUCUUCAUUUUACGGUGCUAAUUAGAAAAUAUCCAAUUUCCCAUUACACAAAAAAUUGUCCACCAGAUGUCUAAUAUUUCACUCGCGGUUUUAUGAUAAAGUACAUAUACAGUACUGGCCAAAAAGAUAUGCAAAACUUGUUUUUCGAGUAAAUUAACUCGAAACUGUCGAAUUUCGACCCGAAAACUUUUUAGAGGUUAUUUUUUACGCCAAAUCUGAUUAUAUGCAUGAUUUUCAUAAAUGAAAAAAAUGUCUUGAUCUUACUAGGUCGGAUCAUCAAAUUUCGACUUUUUCAGAAUUUUCAAGUUUUCACUAUUCCUUGAUUUCUUUUCAAAAAUACAGAGUUUCCGACCGAGAAUCAACUUGCAGAAAUGACUAGACAUCAUUAUCUUUCAUUUCCGACCUUAACCUUCAAUUUUCAUGAAUCCUAAGAUCGACACUGAUGUCUUCAGUGAGACCAUCUAGAAAAUUGGGUUUAGGUCAUUUCCCCGAUAUUUCCUGAAAUUUUAUCAUCAGAUUUUCUUGAAAACAUGUUUUUUGAUCAUUUCCAAUGUGAUACCACAAAAUUCCAACCCUAACUUGAAGUUUUGACAUAGUUUUGACAUUGCUGGAUUCCUGAUGUUCAUCUAGAACUUCAGAUCUAGACCAUCAGGAACUUCAGAAUCGCAUUUUUAUUGAUGAAAUCCGUUCCUGGGAUGGUCAAUAUGGUGUAGCAAAGCAUAAUUGAUAGUUUAUGGAAGGUUCCAAACUCAAAUCGGAAGUUGAAUCGGGUUAACACAAAAAUGUUGUACUUUUACACUGUUUUCCUCUGUGAAAUAUGCAAAUUCUUGUAUUUUGGAACAUAAUGUGGUAUAACUGAAUUCAAAAGAGCUUUCUGGCCUUGAUCGAUCAUAAAUAACUAUUUCACCCAUUCUAGGAACGGAUUCCACCAAUAAAAAUACGAUUCUGAAGUUCCUGAUGGUCUAGAUCUGAAGUUCUAGAUGAACAUCAGGAAUCCAGCAAUGUCAAAACUAUGUCAAAACUUCAAGUUAGGGUUGGAAUUUUGUGGUAUCACAUUGGAAAUGAUCAAAAAACAUGUUUUCAAGAAAAUCUGAUGAUAAAAUUUCAGGAAAUAUCGGGGAAAUGACCUAAACCCAAUUUUCUAGAUGGUCUCACUGAAGACAUCAGUGUCGAUCUUAGGAUUCAUGAAAAUUGAAGGUUAAGGUCGGAAAUGAAAGAUAAUGAUGUCUAGUCAUUUCUGCAAGUUGAUUCUCGGUCGGAAACUCUGUAUUUUUGAAAAGAAAUCAAGGAAUAGUGAAAACUUGAAAAUUCUGAAAAAGUCGAAAUUUGAUGAUCCGACCUAGUAAGAUCAAGACAUUUUUUUCAUUUAUGAAAUUCAUGCAUAUAAUCAGAUUUGGCGUAAAAAAUAACCUCUAAUAGGUUUCGGGUCGAAAUUCGACAGUUUCGAGUUAAUUUACUCGAAAAACAAGUUUUGCAUAUCUUUUUGGCCAGUACUGUAUAUUCUCGACACAGCUGCAAGACGUCUUGAAUAUAAUUCUGUAUUGGAACAUCUGAAUUUGAACAUAAUCGAUAUUGUCUAAUGAAAUCUAGAGCCACAGAUGAAAAUUGAUUCAGACUAGAUUUAUGAGUCUAAUAAAAAACAACUCAAAACUGAUACAAUUUAUAUUUGAUUUAGACUUCCUUGUCUAGAUUUUGUCAAGCCUAUUUACAACUGGCUUACAAUCAAUCAACAUUUCUCAAACCUUUUGAAAAAUCCCCCACAAAACCAAUAAUUUUUUCAGGUUGAUCUCCAAUCUCCUCGUAAUAAUAGCACAGCAACAACAUCCAAUUCAACGACAUCAUUCUCAUUCUAA